UAUCGUCACUUGCACAGCACAAACUGUGGGCCCUGAGGCACUGUGGGGCCAGGAUAAAAGGCAGCCUAACUGGUGGCUCUCUCAACCACUUCUGUCACCUCCUUCUCCUUGCGAACCAGGUGCGGCGCCAGGCUCCAGACAUGUCCUGCUCUGAGAAGUGCCAGCAGUGCCAGCCCUGCAACCCUUGCAGCCAGUCCUGCGGCCCCUGCCCGCUGGCCAGCAGCUGCAAUGAGUGCUGUGUCAGGCAGUGCCAGAGCUCCCACGUUGUCAUUGAGCCGCCUGCUGUGCUGGUGACCCUGCCCGGCCCCAUCCUCAGCUCCUUCCCACAGAACACCGCCGUGGGAUCCUCCACCUCCGCUGCUGUUGGCAACAUCCUCAGCUCUGAGGGAGUGCCCAUCAGCUCCGGGGGCUUUGACAUCUCCUGCAUCACCAACUGCUAUGGUGGCAGCAGAUGUUGUCGUCCCUGCUAA
Vidua macroura (Pin-tailed whydah) is the source of this 470-nucleotide messenger RNA. Its product is annotated as feather keratin Cos2-2-like. Gene Ontology annotation, molecular function: structural constituent of cytoskeleton. The record is from RefSeq and is a predicted model, not a curated record. The coding region runs from base 141 to 470 and encodes 109 amino acids. Gene Ontology annotation, cellular component: intermediate filament. NCBI's taxonomy places the organism in Eukaryota, Metazoa, Chordata, Aves, Passeriformes, Viduidae. The transcript has 2 exons.